GGGCUACAUGGCUGCGGUUGCAGUGGUCGGCAUCGGCAACAUCCCCAAAUGUAACCGGUGAUCCAAAGGGCGACUGUAGCGCUCCUGUCUAGAGAAGGCGGCGGGGUGGAUCCAGAGCUCCAUUCAUGUCUCUCACGCCUGGCCGCAAAGCAUCGGCAGGCCAGCACAGGCGUUCAGCAGCGACCAGUGGUGGAGGCGGGCGGUAUUUCCACGGCGAUGCAUCUAACACCAACACAUACCCUGGUCGGGUCAGCUCUGUGGAGCGCAGCCCAGCCACCAGCACACCCAGGCGACAGACUAAGCAGACGACCUGCAGUGAUAACCAUGGCAUCCGGCCCCCCGCUCCUGAGCAGUACCUUACCCCGCUGCAGCAGAAGGAGGUGUGUAUACGACACCUGCGAGCCAGGCUGAGGGACAACGUCGAUCGACUGCAGAACAGGGACUGCGAGCUGGACGACCUGAGGAGCCAGCUGUACAGGAUGCAGGAGGACUGGAUAGAGGAAGAGUGCCACCGCGUGGAAGCCCAGCUGGCGCUGAAGGACGCCCGCAGGGAGAUCCUGCACCUGCAGGACAUGGUGGAGUCGGUGAAGACCAACCUCGGUGGCCGUGAGCACCAGCCCCCGGGGCCCCAGGCCCCCGCCGGGCUGCAGGGGCCGCGGCACGGCGGGAGGUCCCGCUCCUGCGGCUGCUCCCCGGCCGGCACGCUGAGCCGCGGCACCCCCCGCACCCGGCUGAGCAGCGAGGCCCUGCAUCCGGAGCGCGGCCCGGGCCACCCCGACGCGGAGGGGGGCUUCCCCCCGCACGCGGGGCAGAAGCACCUGCUGCUGGAGGCGGCCCUGCUGUCGGAGCAGAAGGCGCCCCGCAGACACGCGCCGGGGCCGCCGCCCACCGUGUCCUGCUCGGCCACCUACGAGCGGCUGUGCAGCGUCGGGGCCGUGCUGCCCGUCUCCCACUCCUGCCACACGCUGAGCGGCAGCGGCUGCAGAUGCGGCGCACACACCUACCUCCCCCAUCACCACUUGUUCCUCCACCUGCCUCAGGGGGACGGGCCGCCUGUGGCGGCGGCUGCUGCUGCUGCCGCCUCGGAUGGCACUGUUCCCAUGGCUACGGCCGCUGCGGGCGCCCCCUCCCCCCCCGUUGUUGCUAUGACGAUGCCCGUUCAAGUCGCAGAGAGGAAGCCAGAGGUCCGCUCGCAAGCCUGCAGCCCCACAAUGACCUGGCUCUCAGAGGAAGGGGGCGGCGAGGAGCUGAGCGUCAUCUCCUCCUCCACAGGCGUUGAGGUUUCCCCCUUGUUUUCACCCUUCUCGCUCCCCGUGGAUCUCCACGGUGUGGGGCCGGGCGCGACCGACAAACCGGUGGACGUUAAAACUAUGUCGAAGGAGCCCCUCACGUUUCAACCUCAGCCUGUAUUCAGCCGGCCCCCAGAGAGACAGGAGGUCACGAUACUGGAGAUGGAAGAGGAAAGCGACAAGGAAGCGGCCGAAGAGGAGCCCCCCCCUCAGCUGUGCCACUGGAGCCGGUACUUCUUGGUGGACCUUCUGGCUCUGGCUGUGCCGGUGGUGCCGACCAUGGCCUGGCUGUGCCGCAGAGCACCACGAGACGUACUGACCACAGUUCCUAUUGGCUCAAUGCUGAGGGGUUGCUGUGCUGUGGCCCUUUAUUCACUUCGCUGCCGAGGUGCCGCCAGGGGCCCGGGGCCCAUCAACAUGAACGGGGCCACCCCUAUCUGAGAUCUCCACACCUUGUAUUGCCCGGUACAACGCAGCCAACACAAAUUCCAAGACACCAUCAUAAUCACAGCCAUGAAGACUUUGGAAAGAAUGUUUGGUAUCAUAUACUGUCCGACUAUAAUUUCCAUGAGCAGUUAAUGUGGUCUAGCCUUUUUAAUUCCCUGCCUCUGCCUGCAGUUGGAAUAUUCCGCUCUUUGCAUGUAACCCCUAAAUGUUCAGCUGAGGGGAAGUCACCGCGCUGAUACAAAAUCCUUUCUCAUUGUUCUCCCAUAUUGUUUAAAAGAUCUUGUGAAUGUAUGCUCUAUUUUACGUCUCAAUUUCUAAUUCUAGGGCUAUCAGCAAGGAUUAUACCAGAUUCUUUGUUAAACAUUUGAUACUUUCUAACGACCACAUACUUAAUACCGGUAUGGUUGAAGUGUUGCACAUUUGAGUGACGUGGGAACUUGGCCGUGUGAAGACAACAUUUUGAGUAGCCGUUCUGAUUUUAUAUAAUUUAAAUCGUAUCUCCAGUUACCUAAUUGGUUAGAAUGAGACAACUUUGUGUAAUUCCAGUGCAGCAAAAAUAAUACAUUCUCCAAUGUUUUGUUUUAGGUAAAGAAAUACAUUCACAGCGGAUCUACGAAGAUGCUCAUAUGAGCUUCAUUGAAAUCACAGGUUUGCACAGCUGCUAGAAAUAUAAUGAAGAUAAUGGAAAAACUAAAACGUAGUUAAGAUAUUGGGCUGGCUAAAUAUUGGCUCGCAAUUAAACAGAUAUAAAACACUUUACCAGCAUUUCUUUACCCAAUCAGAUGUAUGAAACAAAGUAGCUGUGAACCUGCUCAUUAAUAUCAGUUAUAUGCAGACAUUACAUUUGCACUGACAUGACAAUAUAUUCUUAAUUGUUUGAAGAACUUACAACAUUCCAUUCAUGUUAUUUGCAUCAUAAAGCAAUAACACUUCUUAUCUUGUAAUUUGCUUGGCCACGGCCCUUUGCUGUAUAUUAAAACAGGACUCCAUUAUAGGAAUACAGUAUGCUCCCACAUUCUGCUAUGGUCCUCGUUAUUGGAUUGAGGUUGUAGUUUUUUUUUAAAUUCCUUACAGACAAGGCAUUCAUGUUACUGCAUUUCAGAUGUACAUGUCUCAACCAACAUAAGCACCCGGGAAUCCUUUGUAAAUAAAAACAU
Messenger RNA from Gadus morhua (Atlantic cod), 2893 nucleotides. RefSeq names its product syntaphilin a (gene snpha). The record is from RefSeq and is a predicted model, not a curated record. Gene Ontology annotation, biological process: neuron differentiation. The transcript has 5 exons. Gene Ontology annotation, cellular component: cytoplasmic microtubule; mitochondrion. The coding region runs from base 126 to 1730 and encodes 534 amino acids. Lineage: Eukaryota; Metazoa; Chordata; Actinopteri; Gadiformes; Gadidae.